AUGUCCGAAUACGAAGUUGUUGCUGUUGUGGUGGAAGCUGUAGAAGUUGAACUGGAAAUAGUUGAGUUUGGUAAGAACGACGGAGGAAUAGAUAUACGCGCGCGUAUUCGUGAAAUCGAUUUUGUAUUCCAAUUCGUUCGAAAGCUAGAUGGGACUCUCAUUCAACCCAAGAAUAGCGGGGCUAUCGGGGUUGUGGCGAUCCUUGACAACUCAAGAUUCACUCUUAAGACGAUCGAAAGGGCGAUUACGUCUAUAUUUCCUAUUAUACUAACUGAUAAAUCUUAUAUUCCUAUAUGCAUUCUUAAUACAGUUCUUGAUCGAUUACAAGAAGAACCAUUUACAUUCCAUUUUUUAUAUUAA
Racocetra persica is the source of this 360-nucleotide messenger RNA. NCBI's taxonomy places the organism in Eukaryota, Fungi, Glomeromycota, Glomeromycetes, Diversisporales, Gigasporaceae. The record is from the annotation of a GenBank genome assembly.